Saitoella complicata NRRL Y-17804 is the source of this 792-nucleotide messenger RNA. Its product is annotated as glycoside hydrolase. Gene Ontology annotation, cellular component: fungal-type cell wall; extracellular region; cell surface. The record is from RefSeq and is a predicted model, not a curated record. Gene Ontology annotation, molecular function: 1,3-beta-glucanosyltransferase activity; glucan endo-1,3-beta-D-glucosidase activity. The transcript has 2 exons. Gene Ontology annotation, biological process: cell wall organization. The annotation marks the transcript as partial. NCBI's taxonomy places the organism in Eukaryota, Fungi, Ascomycota, Saitoellomycetes, Saitoellales, Saitoellaceae.
AUCACUCCCUACGCGAUAACUUACUCCCCCUACACCGACUCCGGCGCCUGCAAAGAUUACGACGCGGUCGAACUCGACAUCGCAGCCAUCGCGAGAAAGAAUAUCGGGACCGUGAGGAUUUAUUCGACGGAUUGUAAUGGGUUGGUGAAUGUUGGGACUGCGGCGAAGAAGUGGGGAAUGGGAAUUAUUGCGGGAAUUUGGAUUUCGAGCGCUGGGGUGGACUCGGCUGAUACGGAUGUUGAUGCCUUUGUUGCCUGGGGAAGGGAGGACGGUAACUUCGAUCUCAUUGAUAUGUUGAUCGUCGGCAACGAAGCCGUCCUGAACGGCUGGGUCACCGCUUCCGACCUCAUCAACAAAGUAACCUCCGUCCGCGCCACCGUCCGCGACGCCGGCUUUACCGGUCGCAUCACGACUGCCGAAACCUCCGGCACAUUCAUCGCAAACCCCGCCCUCUGCACGUCCUCCUCCCUCGACGUCGUCGCCAUCAACGCACACUCCUACUUUGACAUUUACUCCACCCCCGCCACUGCCGGCAUCUUCGUGUUGAGCCAAAUCAGUAUUACCGAGGCGGCGUGUGGGGGAAAGAGCGUGGUUGUUACUGAGACGGGGUUUCCGCAUACUGGAAACACGAAUGGGGGAAAUGUGCCGAGUGUUGCGAAUCAGAAGAUUGCGGUGAAUGCGAUCUUGAGUGCGACGGAGGGGGACGUGGUAUUGUUUACCACGUAUGAUGAUUACUGGAAGAGUCCGGGACCCUAUAACAUUGAGCAGAGCUGGGGGUUGUUGAGCAACUUG